AUGGUACACAUCUUUUGUGACCAGCCCUCUUACAGAGAUACCUUCACGUUCGGUCUCUGUUCAAGUCCCUCAAUCAAGUUCUCCUUCAAUGAUCCGUUGCCGUUGGUGCUUCCUACCCACCAAUCUUUUAAGCGUCGACGAGCCCUAUCCGAUGUGGAUGGAGGUGGCAAUGAAGGACGAAAGAAACGCCGGCUACGGUUGCAUCUCAUCACCUCCAGACUGAGCUUGCCUUUCUCUCAGCCAGCGACGAACAUCGUGAAUCGUGGUGUGGCCAAGGUGGCCGUCUGGAGACCGAAGAACAAUACGCUCGGAAGAAGCGAGUUGAGAAAAGCUGCAAUUAUGAAUCGUGUAAGAAAGAGAAUGGAUGCUGCCAAAGACUUUAUGAGGUUGGAGCAAGAAAAGGGACGGGCGCCUCUUUCCUUCCGAGAGGUCGUACUUCAGAAGCCUCGGAUUCAUGAGAUGCCUCUACCCCCGUCUCCACUGGGAACUUCAAACUAUGAUGCUCUCGAAUUAGAAGACGAGUUUGACGACUAUGAUGAAGAUGGAAGUGAGGGGUCGUCGGCUAUCUAUUCUGACUUCAACAUCAUGAAUCCGAUCACAAGCGAUGGAGACGAGUAUGACUACCUAGAUGCCAUUGACGGUAUCACGACGCAGGAUUUACCUGACACACCACCUCAACCUGUGGAAGAGGACAUAGCAGAGUUACUGAGGGAAAAGGAACGACAAGGUGAUGAUUGUUCUGUUUAUGCGGGGAAGUAA
Messenger RNA from Glarea lozoyensis ATCC 20868, 759 nucleotides. RefSeq lists its product as uncharacterized. The transcript has a single exon. The coding region runs from base 1 to 759 and encodes 252 amino acids. The record is from RefSeq and is a predicted model, not a curated record. Lineage: Eukaryota; Fungi; Ascomycota; Leotiomycetes; Helotiales; Helotiaceae.